Messenger RNA from Callorhinchus milii (elephant shark), 1614 nucleotides. It is a transcript of the gene osgepl1, whose product is annotated as O-sialoglycoprotein endopeptidase-like 1. Gene Ontology annotation, cellular component: mitochondrion. NCBI's taxonomy places the organism in Eukaryota, Metazoa, Chordata, Chondrichthyes, Chimaeriformes, Callorhinchidae. The record is from RefSeq and is a predicted model, not a curated record. The transcript has 7 exons. Gene Ontology annotation, biological process: tRNA threonylcarbamoyladenosine modification. Bases 149 to 1489 code for a protein of 446 amino acids.
GGGAGGGAGUGAGAGAGAGAGAGAAGUGGGAGAGGCUGUGUGUGUGCCGGUGGGGAGAGCGGUAGCGAAGAGCGCUGCUGCAGCAACAGUGUAGCGCGCAGAGGAGAGGCGGUCUCGCGGCUGGAACGUCGCGCGGCCCGCGGUAGCCAUGGCGCCCGGGGCCCGAGCUGUCAAUCUGGCGGCGGCGCUCGGGCUGGGGGCCGCUCGGGCUGUCGCUCGGGCUGACGCUCGGGUUGUCACUCGGGCUCGGGCUGACACUCGGGCUGACACUCGGGCUCGGGCUGACACUCGGGUUGUCACUCGGGCUGACACUCGGGCUCGGGCUCGGGCUCGGCUCCACACUCAGCCCAGGGCUGUCCUGGGCAUCGAGACCAGCUGUGACGAGACGGGCGCUGCGGUGGUGGACGAGACGGGCAGAGUCCUGGGCGAUGCGCUGCACUCUCAGAAGCAAACCCACCUCGAGGCUGGUGGUAUAAUUCCACCAGUGGCUGGGAGGCUACACAAAGAGAACAUUGAAAGAGUGGUGCAAGAAGCUGUGGAAAAGAGUGGUGUACCUCUUCAGGAACUAACAGCAAUAGCAACUACCGUAAAACCCGGACUUGCAUUUAGCUUGGAAGUGGGGCUAACGUACAGCUUAAAUCUUGUGCAGCAAUAUAAGAGACCCUUUAUUCCAAUUCACCAUAUGGAGGCACAUGCAUUAACUGUUAGAAUGCUACAUUCAGUGGAAUUUCCUUUCCUGGUCCUCUUGGUUUCUGGUGGCCACUGUUUGCUGGCAGUUGCUCGUGGGGUGUCAGAUUUUCUUCUCCUCGGGCAGUCACUGGAUGAAGCCCCUGGAGACACUUUAGAUAAGGUUGCAAGAAGAUUAUCACUGAAGAAUCACCCAGAUUGCUCUACAAUGAGUGGUGGAGAAGCCAUUGAGCACUUGUCAAAAAGUGGAGACCGGCUGAAUAUUACUCUAAAGAUUCCUAUGAGCCAGCGCCCAGACUGCAACUUUUCGUUUUCUGGUUUGCGAAACCAAGUCAAUCAAAUAAUUAUCAAAAAGGAAAGUGACGAAGGUCUCCAGGAGGGACAGAUUCUAGCUUGUGCCAGUGACAUUGCUGCUGCCGUACAAUAUACAGUGGCUAUGCACAUAGCAAAGCGUACCCAACGAGCAAUUCUCUUUUGCAAGCAGGAAGGUUUGCUGCCUCAAACAAAUGCAGCCUUGGUGAUAUCAGGAGGUGUAGCGAGUAAUCAAUACAUCAGAAAAGUUCUUCAGAUAGUAACUGAAGCAAAUGGAUUCUCAAUGCAUUGCCCUCCGCCUGAGCUUUGCACAGACAAUGGCAUCAUGAUUGCAUGGAAUGGGAUUGAGAGGCUUCAAGCAGGAAUAGGUGUACUGCAUAAUCCUAAAACGAUCCAUUAUGAGCCAAAAGCCCCUCUUGGAAAAGAUUUUUCAGAACAAGUCAAGAAUGCGGCUCUCAAAGUUCCAAGUUUGAAACUGAAGAUAAAAUGAAUAGAUUUUAUUUUGGAACUGAAGUAAAAUCACAAACAAUUAUAAGGAAUAGUGCAUAGGAUUUGAAAACUACACAUAUUUUGUUCCACUAAUUAUAUGUUAAGUACAAUAAAAAUGUUUUAAGC